AUGUGGAACUCAUAUGAACGGGUUUAUUUCUGGAUGACCAUCGAAAGUGAUUGUAGCAAGUUUGUGCAAAAAUGCCAUAAGUUCCAAGUACCAGGAGAUCUGAUUCGGGUGUCCCUACACGAACUUAAUAUUAUGAGCUUGCCCUGGCCGUUUGUAGCUUGUAGCAUGGAUGUCAUCGGCCCGAUUGAGCCACUAGCUUUUAAUGGACACAGAUUUAUUUUAGUUACUAUUGAUUACUUUACCAAGUGGAUAGAAGCUGCCUCAUACAAGACGGUGACCAAGAAGGUGGUAAUAGUUUUUGUUAAGAAUAACUUGAUUUGCCAAUUUAGGAUACCCAAGUCAAUCAUCACAGACAAUGGAGCAAACUUGAAUAGUAAUUUAAUGAAAGAGACAUGUGAACAGUUCAAGAUCAUUCAUCGAAAUUCGACCGCAUAUCGUCCUCAAAUGAAUGGAGCAGUAGAAGCUGCCAACAAGAACAUCAAGAAGAUUUUGAAAGAUGGUCGAUAG
Messenger RNA from Capsicum annuum, 507 nucleotides. RefSeq lists its product as uncharacterized. Gene Ontology annotation, biological process: DNA integration. Gene Ontology annotation, molecular function: nucleic acid binding. The coding region runs from base 1 to 507 and encodes 168 amino acids. Lineage: Eukaryota; Viridiplantae; Streptophyta; Magnoliopsida; Solanales; Solanaceae. The record is from RefSeq and is a predicted model, not a curated record. The transcript has a single exon.